GCUGUGCGCUUGUUAUCGUUGGUCCAGAUGCCAAGGUAAGGAAGAAACAAGGAGACAAGGAAGGAAUUAAGGGGGAAAAGGAGACACGCAUUCUAUUACAGCCCCUGUGGAGCUGCAGCAGGGACGAACGAGUCUUCCAGUCGUUAUUAUUAUUUCUAAUCGCAGACAACGGCACAGCAGAGGGGAGCACGCAGGAAUGACUCUGCUGAGAGGUCUUCCACGGUUUGUGAUCUUCGUCCAUGCGGCAGCUGUUUGCUCAGGUGUGGGUGGGGCGGAGGUCGACAGCGUGUCACGAGUGUGUCGUCGCCCAUGUGAGGACCUGGUGGACUUGUUCACAGAGAUCCACGGCCUACGCAUCAUCACCAACAACCUGCUGGAAGACCUGGAGAGAGUAACUAAAGAAAAUGAGGAGAUGCGCAUAACUUUGGCUGAGUUGAGCAACAGCAGCAGAAGGAGCAGCAGCACUGAGGAUCCAGACUUGGACCGAGACAAGGAUGGGGAGGCCUGGUGUGUGCAGGACGGGCGAGUGUACAAACAGGGGGAGCAGUGGGAGGUCGACAGCUGCACCAGUUGCGGUUGCAAGGAUGGAAAGGUGGUGUGCCGGCAGGCAACUUGUCCUCCUGUAUCCUGCAUCAGUCCAUCUUUUAUUGAUGGAGAAUGUUGUCCCGUCUGUCUCAAUGACAAAGACGGGUGGUCCCCCUGGUCCGAGUGGACUGACUGUUCUGUCACUUGUGGUCGAGGAGGGCAGCAACGUGGCCGAACCUGCGAUGGCGUUACGCCCAUCUGUGCCGGACCCUCAGUUCAAACCCGGAGCUGCAUGCUGAUGAAGUGUGACCGCAAAAUGCGUGCGGAUGGAAACUGGAGUCUUUGGUCUCCUUGGUCUCCUUGUACGACCACAUGUGGAAAAGGCAACAUCACACGUGUCCGUCUUUGUAGCAACCCCCCGCCCCAAAAAGGUGGCAGAGGGUGCAUGGGCGACGACAGGGAGACAUACCCUUGCAAAAACAAACUCUGCCCCAUUGCUGGAGGCUGGACAACCUGGACCGGAUGGUCCCUCUGCUCAGCAUCAUGUGGGGGAGGACUUUCGAGUCGUCAGCGGGAGUGUUUGAAACCUGCCCCCCAGCAUGGUGGCAAGCCUUGUGCUGGAGAUGCUGUGGACUAUGCAGCAUGUAACAAACAACCGUGCCCUAUAGACAUGUGUUUGGUGUCCAAUCCGUGUUUUCCUGGAGUGAAAUGCACUUCUCACAGCGAUGAAUCAUGGGAAUGUGGUCAAUGUCCAUUGGGUUUAAAUGGCAAUGGCACCCAUUGUGAAGAUGAAAAUGAGUGUGAAGUCGAAGGUGUGUGUGUAACACAAUGUGUGAACACGGACCCGGGAUUCUACUGUUUGCCCUGCCCCCCUCGCUACAAAGGCACCCAACCCUUUGGCCUUGGACUGCAGGAAGCCCAGGCAACCAAACAGGUGUGUGAACCUUAUAAUCCCUGCAAAGACAACACACACACCUGUCACAAGUUUGCAGAGUGUGUGUACUUGGGCCUGGCGUCUGAGAUCCUGUUCAGGUGCGUGUGCGCUGUUGGGUUUGCGGGAGACGGCUUUUUGUGUGGUGAGGAUUCCGAUCUGGACGGUUGGCCCAAUCACAGUCUGAUCUGCAAGCGGAACGCUACGUAUCACUGCCAGAAGGAUAACUGUCCCAUGCUGCCAAACUCUGGACAGGAAGACUUUGACAAUGACGGCAUAGGAGACGCCUGUGAUCCUGAUGAUGACAAUGAUGACAUCAUAGACUUGAGGGACAACUGCCCACUGGUUUACAACCCACGACAGUUUGAUUCUGACAGGGACGGAGUUGGCGACAACUGUGAUAACUGUCCGUUUGAUGAGAACCCGCUGCAGAUGGACAGUAAUGACGAUGGAGAGGGGGACGCCUGCAGCAUUGACAUCGAUGGAGACGAGAUUCUCAACGACCGCGACAACUGUCCUUUGAUCUACAACACUGACCAAAGGGACACGGACAUGGAUGGUGUUGGAGACCAGUGUGACAACUGUCCUCUUCUAUACAACCCACUACAGCUUGACUCCGACAAUGAUCUGGUAGGGGACAUGUGUGAUGACAACAAGGACAUUGAUGAAGACGGACAUCAAAACUCUCUAGACAACUGUCCCUACAUCGCCAAUAGCAACCAGGCCGACCACGACAAUGACGGCAAGGGAGAUGCCUGUGACCAUGACGAUGAUAAUGACGGCUUCCCCGACGACAGGGACAACUGCAGGCUGGUACCAAACAGGGACCAGCUGGAUUCUGAUGGUGACGGGAGUGGAGACGCAUGCUAUGAUGACUUUGACAACGACACCGUUCCUGAUGCAUUCGACCCUUGCCCUCGGAACCAGGACAUCAGUUCCACAGACUUCAGGAAGUUUCAGGUGGUUCUGUUGGACCCUAAGGGCACCACCCAGUCGGACCCACUCUGGUUGAUCCGCAGCCAGGGUACGGAGCUGCUGCAGACUGCCAACUCAGACCCUGGUAUCGCUUUAGGAUAUGACAAGUUCAGCGCUGUAGACUUCAGUGUGACAUUUUAUGUCAACACCAAACGAGAUGACGACUAUGCAGGCAUCGUGUUCGCUUACCAGUCCAGUCGGCGCUUCUAUGUUGUCAUGUGGAAACAGGUAUCCCAGGCCUACUGGGAGAAGAAGCCAACCAAAGCUUUUGGUACUGCGGGACUCUCCAUUAAACUGGUCAACUCUACCACAGGACCAGGAGAGUAUCUCCGCAACGCCCUGUGGCACACCGGAAAUACCAGACACCAGGUGAAAACACUGUGGCAUGACCCCAAAGAAAUCGGCUGGAAGGACUACACAGCUUAUCGCAUUCAUCUCAUCCACAGACCCAAGACUGGUUUCAUCAGGGUGGUGGUGUAUGAGGGCAGGGACAUUUUGUCUGAUUCUGGUGCCGUGUAUGACCACACCUUGGCUGGAGGCAGACUGGGACUCUUUGUCUUCUCCCAGGAACAUGUCCUUUUCUCAGACCUCAAAUACGAGUGCAGAGAUAGCUGAAUUGUUUAUCUGGGAUAUUCAGGGAACCCCCACAGCCCAGCAGAGAGCGACGCCCUCUUACAAAAGGAUAAUUUUGUGACAUCAUCUAUCAGCUUUUAAUGAAACAGUACUGGCGCUCAUUCACUGUAUAUCAGUGUACAAUAAUGCUAACACCUGUAAUGACUGUAAUCUGCUGAUUUUUAUCUGCCCUUUUCUGCUUGUAAAUACUUAUUUAUUGCACAGACAUCUGUCCGAGUGG
Molecule: messenger RNA, 3284 nt
Organism: Thalassophryne amazonica
Lineage: Eukaryota; Metazoa; Chordata; Actinopteri; Batrachoidiformes; Batrachoididae
Product: thrombospondin-2-like
Exons: 22
Coding region: 197-3046 (949 amino acids)
Biological process (GO): negative regulation of angiogenesis; cell adhesion
Cellular component (GO): extracellular region
Molecular function (GO): protein binding; calcium ion binding
Source: RefSeq, a predicted model, not a curated record